GAAGAUUUGAAAAAACGCGAAUAAACUGUGAAAAAGACCUGAUUUUGUUAAAGCAAAUUAAUAAGCGAGAAAGUGAUAGUAUUGAAAAAGAAAAGCAAACCUUGGCCUUAGAAGAACGCAGACUUGAAUUGAGAGAACGAGCGACCAUAGUUCGCUCAUUAGAACUUCGCAAUAUUCAGAUGAGUUAA
Funneliformis mosseae is the source of this 188-nucleotide messenger RNA. Lineage: Eukaryota; Fungi; Glomeromycota; Glomeromycetes; Glomerales; Glomeraceae. The record is from the annotation of a GenBank genome assembly.